Paramecium pentaurelia is the source of this 770-nucleotide messenger RNA. Lineage: Eukaryota; Ciliophora; Oligohymenophorea; Peniculida; Parameciidae. The record is from the annotation of a GenBank genome assembly.
AUGAAUGAAUAAAAAUUACGUGAGAUGAUGAAAAUCUAUACUGUUUCAAAAUAAGUAAACAAAAAGGCUGAAAAGAAUUUUAUCAAAUUUUCUAGUUAAUAUUAUAAAUUGCAUAAGAAUGACAUGACUCCAGAUUUAUUGAAUGAAGUCAAUUCUCUUAGAACACAAAUCAAAUCUGAUAGAGUUGCAUUUUCCAAUUAAAACUCUCCUCAAGUAAGUCCUCGUCUUACAACCAAUCCUUUAUUUAAUUGUAAAAAAAAUGGGAUUUAAAUUUAUUAUAGUCAAAGAAGAGAAGCCAAAAUUAAAUUCCAUUUAUUCAGAUGAUAAACAUUAAGAUAUUUAUAAACUCUACAUUGAAGAAAUAAGCGAUCUCAAAUCAUGUUACUAUAUUCAUUUAUUUCUAGAACUGAAUUAAGCCAAUUCUAUAAUAAAAUAAUAAAAAAUUGAUUAUGAUAGAAAGAUAUUAGGUAAAGUUUUUUUAUAAAAUAAGAAUUAAAUUUAAAACUAGAAUCAGAAAGAGCUAGAAUCAAAGAUCUCAAUUAAUAAGUAAUAUUAAAAAAAGUAUAAUAAAUUAGAUCUAAGAGAUGAAAUCUAAUUAAUUAACAAAAUCAAUUGUACCUAUGCUCAAUUAUAGUUUUGAUUAAAAAAAAUAGAAAUAGAAUUCUGAUUUAAAUAAAGAAUAAAGUAGAGAAUUAUUUAAGACUGAAAUUUGUAAGGCCUUAGAAAAGUACAACAACAAUAAGUAAGAUUAGAGUAAGGAAUAUAAAUGA